AUGCAUGUCAACCAUCUUUUGCCCUGCUUUUUACGAGGACGAGUCGUUGCUGGUUUUGGAAGAGGAGGAAAAGAGCUAGGUUGUCCUACAGCUAACAUCGAGGAUUCCGUAGUUGAGAAUCUGUCAAGUGAAAUACCAUGUGGUGUUUUCUAUGGUCUCGCAAGAAUCGAUGGAGAAGAGGUGAACAAGAUGGUUGCUAGCAUUGGUUGGAAUCCUCAUUAUCAGAAUAAAAAGAAGACUUUAGUAAGCGAGGUUUUGUUUAUGUCAUUUCAGAUAAGUACUUGCUUCUAUGAGCUAUAUCAGUGUGACGUCUAA
This is a messenger RNA of Angiostrongylus costaricensis, 315 nucleotides long. The record is from the annotation of a GenBank genome assembly. NCBI's taxonomy places the organism in Eukaryota, Metazoa, Nematoda, Chromadorea, Rhabditida, Metastrongylidae.